This is a messenger RNA of Salmo salar (Atlantic salmon), 7585 nucleotides long. Lineage: Eukaryota; Metazoa; Chordata; Actinopteri; Salmoniformes; Salmonidae. The record is from RefSeq and is a predicted model, not a curated record.
GUUCAAAACCCUGUCACAGAUAUCAGUCACAGCUGAAAUGUAAAGCUCGAAAGAUCACACAGGAUACAUGGAAACAAAGCUGUAGUCUCCUACCAGAGAGGUGUAGAAAUGAGGUGACUUUCUCUUACACUCCUCUUGUGUUAGAUACAGACGUGCCUUCAUCUCUCUCUAAAAUCAAAAUGAAGAGCAAAAGAUGCAAGAAAGCUCGCCCUAAAAAGCUAAAGAGCUUCAUCCCCAUGGCCAAACAGGAAACGUCCCCGGCUGACCUGCUUAAAACACCCAAGAGAAGGAUCCUCUUAUUUGGAAAACCUGGAAUUGGAAAGACAGCAGUCGCCCAUCAAAUGUUGAAGCUCUGGGCAGAGGAAGAUCAUAGAGAACUAGAUUACAUGUUUUAUUUUGAUGUGAGAGACAUUUCCCCCAGCACAAAUCCCAUGAGACUUGAGGACCUUCUCUUUAACAUGUACAGUGAGCCAGAAGAAAGUAGAGAAGAAGUGUUACAGGAUAUUAAGAAGAACUCUGAAAACGUUGUCAUCAUUUUUGAUGGAAUCACAGACCUCUCCUUUCAUUCAGUAAUAAAGAAACUUGUAGGCAAGGACCUCCUCCCUGAUGCAAAGAUUGUGAUCACAUGCAGACCAGAGGUUCCAUCAGGAGACUUCCUGACAGACUGGCCCUCGUUCCGAGUGGAGGUGAAAGGGUUUAGUAAUGAGUCCAUCCGGGCUUACUUAACAAAGAUGCUAAGUGCUGAGCCUAACCCUACGCCAAACCAUGACUCCUUGAGCAGUGUGUUAAGCAACCUAGAGUUGUUCAGUCUGUGCCAUGUCCCGAUGUAUGCAUUGAUGGUGGUUGCCUGCGUUUAUUAUUCUACCCCAGAGGCUUCUAAGCAGCCAUGCCCUACAACUAAGAUGUACGUCAACAUCCUCCGUUACUGCAUCCUAAAACACAGUGGCAAACAGAUGAAUGAUCUUGACAAGUGUCUCAUAGAAAACAGAGAAAAAAUCUUGUCUUUAGCAAAAAUUGCAAUGAAACAAUGAACUUGACAGAACUGAGCUGCGAAGUAAGCAGUGUCCAGUUUUCUUUCUUGGGGGCGCUUAUGAUUAUGGUCGAGCCCACAGUAUCGGACACUUACUCUGCAUUUCUCCAUUACACAAUGCAGGAGUUCGUUGGUGCCCUUUGGCUCUUACAGAAUCCAGACAAAAUCAGAGAGUUUCUACAGAAGUGCCAGACUGAAGAAUGGAAACACACAAAACACAUGGUUCCUUUCAUGUGUGGGCUUCUGAAUGAGAGGAAUAUUCGAUUGGUAAAUGGUCUUGUUCCAGCUCAACAGAUCAAGGAGACGUCAGAUUGGUUCUUCAAGGAAGUGGUGAACACAUUUCUUCCACUUCAAACAAACCAAGAUCAUGCAGAAGGUGGUGCUCCUGAGUUUGAGGUAGAUCUUCUGUUUUUAUGUCAGUGCUUGUAUGAAUCUCAGUCUACUGAGGCCUGUUUGCUUCUUCUGGACAAACUGGACUACAAUCUACACCUGGAUGAAGAACAUCUUGAUCCUCACCAGUGCUGUGCAGUCUCCUAUAUGAUCAGUCAGUCUGCAGAGAGAAAGGUUGACUUGGACCUGAACAGCUGCACUGUGUCAGACCAAGGACUAAGGCUGAUACUGGGCUCUCUGAAGAAUGUCCGAUAUCUCAGAUCUGACCCCUCAAUGCUGUGUCAACUCUGGACAACUUUGCUGAGCGGUGAGGCAGACAUUGACUUCACCAGCUUGCUUGGUCUCUGUGGAAAUGAGUUGCGCCUUCCAUUCCUGGGUGAAAGACGAGUGUUUGAGAGAGCAGAAGAAGUGAUGAAGCAGAGCCUGGAGAGGGUUAACCUCUGUCUACACUGGGAUCGGACAACUCUUCUCAGUGAAGCUCUCAGCAAGACCAUUUUAAAGUGUUUAACACAUAUCAACAAACUCAGUUUUAACCCACUACAUAAUCAGAGAGGAUCCCCUGAAAAACUAGAGAAAGAACAGAAAGCAGUCCUACUAAAUUUGUGUCUACAAGCCGCACUUUAUCACAGAGAAACGUUCCAGGGAGCUGUGAACACACUGCUGUCACUCUUCUCUGUGUAUCAAACUGAGAGAUAUGACAUCCUGCUGGAUCUGUACUCACAUGUGAAGGACUAUGAGACUCAAACAGGCAGGAGUGUCCUUCCAUCAUUGAGGCCACUUUAUCAGUCAGCUCCUGCAGUCUGGUCCAUAGACCUCUCAGAGAGAAAAGCCUCCCUCCUCCUAGAAGUGCUGAAACUCGAACCAGAUAAAAAAUCUGUCGAGCUGAAAGGCUGGUCAGACAAAGAGAGUGAAGUGAGGAGUUUCCUUCAGUGUCUGCCCUACAUCUCACAGCUGAGUUUUACUUCACCACAGGAUCAGAGAAGAUCCCCUGAAGAGUGGAGAAAGAGAGAGAAGACAUUCCUACUGAAUCUGUGUCUUCAAGCAGCCCUCCAUGCGAGAGAACACAUACAAACAACUGUAGAGAAAGUGUUUUCAUUGUCUGAAGUUUAUCAUGAUCGGAAAUGGGAUUUCCUGCUGGAUCUGUACUCACAUGUGAAGGACUAUGAGACUGAAACAGGCAGGAGUGUCCUUCCAGCAUUACAGCCAGUUUACCAGUCAGCUCCUGCAGUCUGGUCCAUAGACCUCUCAGAGAGAAAGGCCUCCCUCCUCCUAGAAGUGCUGAAACUCCAACCAGAGAAGAAACCAGUAGAGCUGGAAGGCUUGUCAGAUGAAGAGAGUGAAGUGAGGAGUUUCCUUCAGUGUCUGCCCUACAUCUCACAGCUGAGUUUCUAUCCAUGGUGGUCUGACAACUCAAAGCUGAUCAAGUUCCUGGUGGGUCUCCUGUCUCAAGCAGCAGAGUGGGAGGAGCAGUCAGGAGAGAAGACACUGAAGCUGCUAUCAUCAGUGUUUACUUACAGCACUUUCCCUCUCUAUGACUGGGAUGAUUAUCAUAAGUGGUUUCAAUGUGAUUUCCUGCUGGAUCUGUGCUCACAUGUGAAGGACUAUGAGACUCAAACAGGCAGAAGUGUCCUUCCAGUAUUACAGCCAGUUUACCAGUCAGCUCCUGCGGUCUGGUACAUAGACCUCUCAGAGAGAAAGGCCUCCCUCCUCCUAGACGUGCUGAAACUCCAACCAGAGAAGAAACCAGUAGAGCUGAUGAAGUGGUCAGAUGAAGAGAGUGAAGUGAGGAGUUUCCUUCAGUGUCUGCCCUACAUCUCACAGCUGAGUUUUACUUCACCACAGGAUCAGAGUAGAUCCCAUGAAGAGUGGAGAAAGAGAGAGAAGACAUUCCUACUGAAUCUGUGUCUUCAAGCAGCCCUCCAUGCGAGAGAACACAUACAAACAACUGUAGAGAAAGUGUUUUCAUUGUCUGAAGUUUAUCAUGAUCGGAAAUGGGAUCUCCUGCUGGAUCUGUACUCACAUGUGAAGGACUAUGAGACUCAAACAGGCAGGAAUGUCCUUCCAGCAUUACAGCCAGUUUACCAGUCAGCUCCUGCAGUCUGGUCCAUAGACCUCUCAGAGAGAAAGGCCUCCCUCCUCCUAGAAGUGCUGAAACUCCAACCAGAGAAGAAACCAGUAGAGCUGGAAGGCUUGUCAGAUGAAGAGAGUGAAGUGAGGAGUUUCCUUCAGUGUCUGCCCUACAUCUCACAGCUGAGUUUCUAUCCAUGGUGGUCUGACAACUCAAAGCUGAUCAAGUUCCUGGUGGGUCUCCUGUCUCAAGCAGCAGAGUGGGAGGAGCAGUCAGGAGAGAAGACACUGAAGCUGCUAUCAUCAGUGUUUACUUACAGCACUUUCCCUCUCUAUGACUGGGAUGAUUAUCAUAAGUGGUUUCAAUGUGAUUUCCUGCUGGAUCUGUGCUCACAUGUGAAGGACUAUGAGACUCAAACAGGCAGAAGUGUCCUUCCAGUAUUACAGCCAGUUUACCAGUCAGCUCCUGCGGUCUGGUACAUAGACCUCUCAGAGAGAAAGGCCUCCCUCCUCCUAGACGUGCUGAAACUCCAACCAGAGAAGAAACCAGUAGAGCUGAUGAAGUGGUCAGAUGAAGAGAGUGAAGUGAGGAGUUUCCUUCAGUGUCUGCCUUACAUCUCACAGCUGAGUUUUACUUCACCACAGGAUCAGAGUAGAUCCCAUGAAGAGUGGAGAAAGAGAGAGAAGACAUUCCUACUGAAUCUGUGUCUUCAAGCAGCCCUCCAUGAGAGAGGAACCAUACAAACAACUGUAGAGAAAGUGUUGUCACUGUCUGAAGUUUAUCACGAUCGGAAAUGGGAUCUCCUGCUGGAUCUGUACUCACAUGUGAAGGACUAUGAGACUGAAACAGGCAGGAGUGUCCUUCCAGCAUUACAGCCAGUUUACCAGUCAGCUCCUGCAGUCUGGUCCAUAGACCUCUCAGAGAGAAAGGCCUCCCUCCUCCUGGAAGUGCUGAAACUCCAACCAGAGAAGAAACCAGUAGAGCUGGAAGGCUUGUCAGAUGAAGAGAGUGAAGUGAGGAGUUUCCUUCAGUGUCUGCCUUACAUCUCACAGCUGAGGCUGAAUGUGGGCAUGGCAGUGAGACUGGCCAGACUGGCUAGGAGGACAGGGAGAGGGGGUACUCCACUGACUGUCCCAGAACUCUCCCUGGUCCUAAAGAGCAGCCAGCCACCAGAGAGAGUGUUAUCCAGAGCUCUGAGUAGUGUGGCGUCCCUGCUGAGAUUCUGGAGGGUUCAGUGUCUGGACCUGACUGACUUCUGCAUCCAGGGUCACUCUCUCAUCACACUGCUGUGUCACCAGGACCCUCACACUCUCAGACUGAACUCAGACACUCUGCAGCAGCUGGCUGUGGCUGUGUAUGAAGCUCAGGACAAGGACUUGACUCAGUGGUUCCUGGAGAAGGUUGGUGGAGACCUGACCUCCUGCAGGCUGGACUGGGACGUGCUUCUCUCUCUGCUGCAGCAUUCAACCCACAACAUCACAGUGGACCUCAGGAAGAACAGGCUUCUAGAGAAGAACAUCUCAGAUCUUCUCCCCUUUCUGGGAAGGGUUAUAUUCAAGAGAAGGCUCAGUUCCAGCUUUGUGAAGUCCACCAUCAGACAGAUCUAUGACAGUAGAGACAGUGACUGUGUGUCCAGUUUGUUGAGGUCUUCAGACCAUUGGAUCAACCUGAACAGCAGAGAGCUGGACAGAGUGGACUGUACUGCUCUGUGUUUCACCCUGCAGCACAGCCACCAAGUCAAAGUCAACCUGCUGUGGACCUCCAUACCACCGGGGGAGAUAGAGAGCAUCCUGCCUCUUCUGGACAGAGUCUCCCAACUCAGUGUUGACAGGAAGCUGUUGCUGAGUUUCCUCCACUCCUGCGCUGCCUCUCAGAUCCUACAGGGGGCACUAUCACCACCACCAACAAUAACAACAACAGCAGCAGAGCUGCUCAGGGCUCUGCAGCACAGGUUGGACUUCUCCUGCUCCUCCUCUGUGGACCUGUCAGCUCACGACCAGGGGGAGGCGCUGUGUCUGACCACUGACCACUGUAGGGCCAUAAACUCUGUUCUGAAGCAGAGCCAACACAGCACACGGCUGGUUCAGAACCCGACCCGGAACCAGUCCCGAAACCAGCCCCAGGUGCAACUCAUCCUUAAAGACUGUGAGGUGGAGCAUGGAGCACUGAGAGAGCUGCUUCCCAUCUUGCAUAUUGUCAAGCUGAGCCCCAGCAAAGCUCUGCUACUUCAGCUGCUGGACCAUGUGUGUGAGGGGAUUGAAGAGGGGGUUCUGAAGCACGCAGAGUCCCUGUGCAGAGCCCUGGAUGGGGAGCUGGACCUCAGUAAGACCAGGCUGAACCAGAAGGCCUGUGGAUCUCUGGCCCUGGUUCUGGAACACUCAGAGGGGCUGUCAGAACUGUACCUCAACCACUGCCAACUCACAGACCACCACCUACAGCCCCUGCUCACACACCUGCACAAAGUUGAAGUCCUGGACCUGAGUCACAAUGACAUCACUGAUGCUCUGACCGACAGAAUACUCCAAUUGGUCUCUACCAACACUUCAAUACGCACCGUACGGCUCUUCAACAACAGAAUCAACGACAGAAGUCCGUUCCUGACAGACAAGAGGUUUGAGAUCUGGUGAAGCAGCAUCAGGUCCAAGUCCAGACAGAGGAAGAGAAGAUGGAUGUUGAAGAAGAGAAGAUGGAUGUUGAAGAAGAGAAGAUGGAUGUUGAAGAUGGGUGUAGUAGCUACGAAGCCUCGGCAGGGUGAGACUAGAGGGACUUUUCUGACCAGCAUCCCAUCAACCUUGACCCUAACUGUAACCUGAUUUUAACCAAUUCUUAAAUAUUGAUUUGCAUGUCAGCCACAUCCCCUUAGUUUUUAGCUGACCUCAUCAUGGUGUCAGACGAACGGCAAGUGAUUAUGGGGCUAAGGUAUUGUAAAAAUAGUUGAGACUCCAGAACUCUGGAAUGUUCUGAGUGUAAUGGAUAGGAAUGUGUAGUUCUAUUUACCUCUUACAUGGUUCUUAAACACACAGGAACAUGUGUAGUAUAACGUUUUUUGAGCUUUACUUAACUUGAUGAUUUUUGUGAUCAGUCAAUUUGUGAAAUUCCAUCAGAAGGAAUAGAUUGUAUAUGCAUUUCUAUAGUCUAGUAUUUAUCAGGUGGAUGGGAAUGUGUUCUACAGUUGCAAUGGGAGCCUUAAUACAUGAGUGUUUUGUUGCAGGUCAACUGCAUGGUAUUGUGUUACUCAGGCUAGCCUUGUUGUGGACCAAGCUUCCCUAUUCAGGAAGCCAGAGGUGUGUUGAGUUCGCUUGAACGUUUGCUACGUUGUGCAACGGUUUGUACUGAAUGACACGUUUCCCCAAAAUGUUUUUGAACAGACUUCGAGGUACAUUUGGUGGGUGUGGCGAGGUGUGGCUUGAAGCAAUGAGUGACAUAUUUUUAUUUUUAAAGGGCAGUGGCCAUGCUGACAGCAUUCUCCAACCCACAACCCAACCCUUCCCCAUUUUUCAACUGGUUGUUCAGUACAUCACCGUUUCCGUACAAUUGAACCGUUUCAGAAUGUAAAAACAUACUGAUCGCAGCCCUGGUGAAGUCCAUGGUAGAAAGUAACUACAAGUGUGGUGGAAACCAUUGAAGCCUCGCAACACGUCAAACCAAUCAAUUGCCUUGCUUUGGCCGAGCACUAAAGGUGCCCACUAGUGCCGUAGGAGCAACAGUGUGAGUGGAUGCCCAGGAAGUUGCUGAUGUAUAACAUAGCCUUUAUGUACACAUACCAUAACAAAAUGUAUUUAGUAGAGCAGUUGUAAUACCUUCAUCGACUUGUGAAGAACAUUACACGCAGCUUCCCUUUUAGGGGCAUGUGGGGGAGGUUUCUUGAAAUAUAACAUCCAAUCAAAAUGUAGCCGCUGGAACCUAGCAGACCAUUCUAACUGUUUUGGCUAAUACAAAAUUCUCCAGACCUCCAAAGGAGGCAUGACAACAAUGUGAUUUUGGAGGUAUGGCUACAUGAGACUAGUACAAGCCUUUCUCAUAUCAAAACAGACAAACUAUAAGAAAUAAUAUAUGAAUAUUUUGUGUUUUUAAUAAAUGUACCUUGAGGCCCAUGA